Pseudophryne corroboree (corroboree frog) is the source of this 7604-nucleotide messenger RNA. RefSeq names its product midline 1 (gene MID1). Gene Ontology annotation, biological process: regulation of microtubule cytoskeleton organization. The transcript is spliced from 11 exons. NCBI's taxonomy places the organism in Eukaryota, Metazoa, Chordata, Amphibia, Anura, Myobatrachidae. Gene Ontology annotation, cellular component: cytoplasm. Bases 515 to 2617 code for a protein of 700 amino acids. Gene Ontology annotation, molecular function: protein binding; zinc ion binding. The record is from RefSeq and is a predicted model, not a curated record.
CAGCUUUCUGCUACAUUCAUGGGAACUAAUGAGUUUCAUUCAGCUGUGGAUUAAUUACAGAGAAAGCUGAGCUUAUCCUGCUUUCCACAUCUCCAUUACCAGUUCUUGCCUCUAAACAGGUUAGGGAUGCUGUAGUGAAAGAAGCUUAUCCUGUGCUGCCUUUCAUUCAGCUGUAGCAGAAAUCUGAGUGUAAAAGUCUCUGUAUCUGUAGCUGGAGCGAGGCUGCUAGGAGAACUUUUGGCGGAGGUGAUUGGGUGGAGCUGGCUUUCCUGGCAUUGUAACACAGAUUUUCCUGUUGUGAUCCAAUGUCAGCCGUCUCACAUUAACUAUCCCAGAUCAGCGAAAGGAUUUGUAACGUCUCAGUAGAGGCUACCAUCAGGACCCCUGACCUGUCAGCCCAUGGUUGGCUCCUUUCUUGCACAAUGCUGCAGUUAAAAGAAGCAUGGCGAGGUCCACUGAUAGCUGAUCAGCUUCCCUGGAUUUCGCUGACGACACAGGAAAGCUUUGCCUGAAGAUGGAAACAUUGGAGUCGGAACUGACCUGCCCUAUCUGUCUGGAGCUAUUUGAAGACCCACUGCUGCUGCCUUGCGCUCACAGCCUCUGUUUCAACUGUGCGCAUCGCAUCCUGGUCUCCCACUGUGCCAACAACGAAUCUGUAGAAUCUAUUAACGCCUUCCAGUGCCCCACCUGCCGUUAUGUCAUCACACUCAGCAAGCGUGGCUUAGACGGACUCAAGCGGAACGUGACUUUGCAGAACAUCAUCGACAGAUUUCAGAAAGCAUCUGUGAGCGGGCCUAAUUCCCCUAGUGAGACACGCCGUGAGCGGGCGUACGACACCAACAACAGCAUGACAUCGAGUGAGAAAGUGCUCUGCCAGUUCUGUGACCAGGACCAGGCGCGAGAGGCCGUAAAAACAUGUGUGACAUGCGAAGUGUCUUAUUGUGAGGACUGUUUAAAGGCAACUCACCCAAAUAAGAAACCGUUCACUGGCCAUCGUUUGAUUGAGCCUAUCCCUGAUUCACACAUCAGAGGGCUAAUGUGCCUAGAGCACGAGGAUGAGAAAGUUAAUAUGUAUUGUGUGACAGAUGACCAAUUAAUAUGUGCCUUGUGUAAAUUGGUUGGCCGGCAUCGGGAUCAUCAGGUGGCUGCUCUUGGUGAUCGAUAUGACAAGUUGAAGCGAUACGAGCGUCCCAUGUGGAUGGACUACGCUCUCCUGCUCUACUCUGGAGAAGCUACAGAGGCAAAGUACCCUGGCCAGAAUACAAACUGCAAGCAAAGCUUGGAAAACAACCUCACCAACCUCAUCAAAAGAAACACAGAAAUGGAAAUGUUGUUAGCCAAGCUUAUUCAGACCUGCCAACAUGUGGAGGUAAAUGCAUCCCGACAAGAAGCUAAAUUAAUGGAAGAGAGCGAUCAACUCAUUGAAAUUAUUCAACAGAGAAGACAAAUGAUUGGAACAAAAAUUAAGGAAGGAAAGGUGGUGAGAUUGAGGAAGUUGGCUCAGCAGAUCGCCAAUUGUAAGCAGUGCAUAGAACGCUCUACAUCUCUCAUCUCCCAAGCAGAGCAAUCUCUGAAGGAAGCAGAUCAUGCGCGCUUCCUGCAGUCAGCCAAGAGCAUCACAGAAAGAGUUUCAAUGGCAACGGCCUCUUCCCAAGUGCUGAUCCCAGAGAUUAACCUGAACGACACAUUUGACACUUUUGCUUUAGAUUUUUCCAGAGAGAAGAAGAUGUUAGAAUGUCUUGAUUAUCUAACAGCUCCCAAUCCCCCUGUGAUUAGAGAAGAACUCUGUACAGCAUCUUAUGACACAAUUACUGUUCAUUGGACGUCUGAUGAUGAAUUCAGUGUUGUUUCUUACGAGCUUCAGUAUACCAUCUUCACUGGACAAGCCAAUGUAGUCAGUUUGUGUAACUCCGCUGACAGCUGGAUGAUUGUUCCUAAUAUAAAGCAGAACCACUAUACAGUGCACGGCCUACAGAGUGGCACCAAAUAUAUCUUUAUAGUCAAGUCCAUCAAUCAAGCCGGAAGUCGUAACAGUGAACCCGGAAAGUUAAAGACCAACAGUCAACCUUUUAAGCUAGACCCAAAAUCUGCACAUCGGAAGCUUAAGGUUUCGCAUGACAACUUGACUGUAGAAAGAGAUGAAAGCUCUUCGAAGAAAAGCCACACACCAGAACGUUUUACUAGCCAAGGAAGUUAUGGUGUUGCUGGCAAUGUGUUCCUUGACAGUGGCCGCCAUUACUGGGAAGUGGUUAUAAGUGGAAGCACCUGGUAUGCCAUUGGCAUUGCGUACAAAUCUGCACCCAAGCAUGAGUGGAUCGGGAAGAAUUCUGCCUCCUGGGUGUUCUGUCGCUGUAAUAACAACUGGGUAGUAAGACAUAACAGUAAGGAGAUUCCCAUCGAGCCUUCCCCACAUCUCCGCCGCAUUGGGAUCUUGCUAGACUACGAUAACGGAUCACUGGCAUUUUAUGACGCUUUGAACUCUGUUCACUUUUACACUUUUGACAUUGCUUUUGCACAGCCUGUAUGUCCCACCCUCACUGUGUGGAACAGGUGUUUGACAAUAUUAACUGGCCUUCCUAUACCGGAUCACCUGGACUGCUUAGAGCAGCUGCAAUGAUUCCAACAGCCAUUCAACUAUGUGCGAUCAUACAUUCAACUGGGCGCAUUUUACUCCAGAGGUCAAAUUUACUGCAGUUUUACUUUCUCUGAUUUUAUUUCAUUACAGGAAUGUUUUAUCAAUUAUUUAUGGAUAUUGGUUAGAAUUGUUUCUGUUUUGCACAUUGACUUACGUAAUGGUAUAUCCAUCCUGCUUAUGGUGCGCACUAAGGAAUGGAAUAUUAGAAAAUAUUCCCUGCUGGUCCUGGAUUUGUUUCCAUUGCUCAUUCAUAUAAUCCCAUCUCUAGGACUGUUCCAUGGGUUUCCUGCCAUUGGAUUGUUUUAUAUAGAAAAAUGAAUUAGACGUUGGUUUUGAAUUACUAUUAUUUUUUUGUUUUAAAUGGACAGCUACAUUUUACAGCAUGUAUUAAGAAUAGUAUUUAAUGCAUUUAGAAAAAAAAAAAGCAAAGUUAGACACCCAUCUUUUAUGUUAAAGAAUUCAGCCAUGUGUUUAUCCGUCCUUUCAUGUGACGAGAGUGAUUAAAAUAUCUAUUAAAUAUUUGAAGUAAUUAACAAAUAGCAUUCCGCGAUGAUGUAGAGGUUUGCAGGAAAACAAGCCACAAUUCCAUACUAGAGUCACAACGGUAGUGUGCGCAGCCGGACAUUAAAGCAAUGUCUGGUGGCACAUCACAGAAUGAAUGUCCCCCAAUAAGUUGCGUGAUAUAGCAGGAAAUGUAGGUGUUACCCUAAAUGUAGAAUGUAUCCAUUUUUCCCUCCGUGAGCUGUGGUUGCAGUGUUCUCUGAUUCUGAUUAAUCUGUAUAACACAAACACAAGAUCAUUUUUUUUUAAAUGUGGAUUUUAGUGCAUGGUCAUGUCAGUCUUAUUCAAGGUAAUCCUUUGGAAUCAUACACUGUUAGAAUGAUAUAUAUUAUGUAUACAGGAGGUGUGAUCUAUGAAAAGUUUCCCUGCUCCUUUAAAAUAAGUGUCAGCGAACUUGAUGUAGGAAGUGGCAGAGUAAUUAGAGUCAUCAAAGGGCCAUUUGGUUGGAAUCGCUGUUAUCUCUGUAAUGCCACCAAAUGGCCCUAAUGUGACACCGGAACGCUGAUUGACUGUUUAUUCUCUUUCUGCAACUACAGAAGAAGGGAAAGGGACGAUUUACAAGUUACAGGGGGCUUUCUAGAUUAAGACCAUUAUGAGAUGCCAUCACUUCAAGGCACUCCUGUGAGAAGACACAAUUGCUACUUAAUGGACUGAGCUGGUGCUUCUGCAGUUCCAGGGGCCACCAUAGAUUUUGCUCAGGAGCCGUUAGUUCCGCCACGGCCUAUAUGUUUGCAUUUACAUAAUUUAUAUGAGUGUCACAAUCUCAUUCAUGUAAAUGAGGGACUUGCCCUAUCCUUUUAUAUAUAAUUGGGUUUCUGUAUCUGAUAUUAGGAUUGAUUAUCCUUGUGAUUCCUGCACUUCAUAGUGUUCUCCAUGUUAUUGAACAGGACGUGCCAUCGGGAGGACAGGGGUUUUAGGAACAUCUCACAGUGUUUCCAUCUCUCUUACAUCUCAUAUUUCAGCUCUUAGCUAUCUCGGAGGUCACUUUUUCUGUGUGUGCAGCCAUUGUGAUGCACUGUUACUCACCAUUGCUGCACAUGUAAAAUCUACCAUAAACAGUCAGCAGUUUAUUCCUCCAACUUCAAUCAAACACAGUAAGAAAACUUAUUGCAAAAAAAGAUACAAUCAAUCACCUCCCCACCCCUCCUUAGCCAGGGAGCGAGGCCAGCAGGCUACCAGAUCUGCAUGCUAAUUAGCCCUACUAUUAGUGGUGAGUAGUGAUCUCAGCAGGAAGCUAUAUAAUUAACACAACAAAAAUCCUGCCCCCUGGUAACAGGGGCUCUUUAAUUGUAUGUUCCUUUUUUUUAUUAUAUUCUUCAGUUUUUUUUAUUAUAUUCUUCAGUUUAAAGGGUUUCUUGCACUCCAGCAUGUCCAGAAACAUGUUAAGACCAAUAUCAGAGAUUAAUGAUGUGCUCAUGAUUGGAUAACAAACUUGCACGUGGCACACACACAUAUUUUUGGCAACCAAUUAUUUGCCCAAUAUCUCUAUGGUAAAGUUUUCCCACUGACCUAAGUCUAAAGAUUGCAAACAUGGCACAGAUUUAUUAAUCCUGGAGAAGUGAUAAAGCAGUGAUAAGUGAAAGGUGAUAACGCACCAGCCAAUCAGCUCCAAUAUGUAAAUUUACCACCUUGCACUUAUUACUGUUUUAUCACUUCUCAAGGCUUAAUACAUCUGCCCCAUGGUUGUUAGAGCCACCGACUGCAGUAUUGUGGGAAACAGCCCAAUGUCUGAUACUAGUCAGAUAGAAUGAUGCGAUCAUUUCAAGCAUCAUUUUUGGACCACAUUAACUGUCCCCAUCGAUGCCAGAAGCAAUGCGCACUGAUCCUCACACGGAGAGCAAGACCUGCUCGUUUGUGGAUUCAUUCAUUUAACAUUUAACAAAUAUUCUAUUGCUGCUGAUUUCAAAAUUUAGCUGGAAAAUACAGUUUCACAAGUGCCGUUUUAUUUUUUUUCUAAAGAUUAAAAUGUUCUAAACAAUGGAAGCAAUUUGUCAACUUUCUAGACACACCUGGUGCUGAAACGCUGCACCUGGGUUAUUAGGAAUAUAUUUGUGGGCUUUUACAAUGUAUCUGGAUAAGAAGCGUGAUUUAUUUCAUUGUCAUUGUUUUCUAAGAAUAAUCUGUGAAACACAGGGGUAGAAAUGUGGCUUCCUGAAGAAAGAGCUUUUCAUACUUUAUGAUUUCAGUGAGAGCUGCCCUAUCAAUUUCUAUAUAAACAUCUAUCACCUAUAUACACUGACAGAACAGCGCCACCUACUGCCCACAUCAAGAAGUACAUUUUCACCAAAGCUCAAAUGUUUAACAGGACCUUUGACCUUCACAAGCAAAGCUUAGACUGAUUCUGUACAACAGUGGCAGACAUCUCAGAGUCUCAUGCAGAAUGCAUGUUACUUUUUCACAGAUUUUCAUUGGAAAAAUCAGUAAUGCAUUAUGAGUUGAAUUAACACCAUGUGACUACUUUAAAAGUAUUAAAUCAGCUUAGAUUAUCAAUACAUUAUGUUCAUCUUCAAGGGGAUAUUAUUUUUCUUCCAACAAACGAACCUUUAAUAUUUUCUCUAAUAUCCUAAGCAUGGGAAUUAUUGUUAGAAGUGAAAAGUUGAAACCGGGUGCAUUGGUAGAUCAUAUAAAUGGAAGAAUGCAGUUACUUACUGUAACACAAUAAAUGGCCAUUAAUAAGUAAUAUGAUACAAACAUCCCUCAUAUGUAUAUGGGAUAACAGUAAUCUACUAUUAACGUUUUAUAAAAACGUCAUCAUUGUCAACUUACACAGACAUGCUCCUUGUAAAAUUAAAAUAAAUUAGGAUUACAUUCAUCAUGAUUUAAAUGUGUGUAUUACGUAGACUUUAUUAGGCAAAUUCCUCAGUGAUUAUUAAAAUAUGUGUGAACUAUUCAUUUGGGAAUUCUGAUAGUUGUAUUUGAUUAGCCUAGAACCAGUGUCCGGGCCUAUUUACUUGCAAGCUGCAGAUACAGUAACUCAGAUUUCUGGUCACCUCCUCCUGGAGCAUCAAACAGAAAUCCGCGGUAAGUAGGGCUUUUUGCCGUUAUCACAGCUGCUGCGAACGCAUUAACUCAUAGCGCCUGGCACUUAUCCCGGAACCCAUGGGUUAACACAUGUCAUCCACGCGAGGAAAAGGGCUUUUGAUUGAAUAGCUUGUGGGCGUAAAAGCCCCUUUACUUGUUCGAUAAGUAUCGCGUCUACUUGUAUCCGGCCCUAAAUAACUUAAAAAGAUUAUUUUAAAAUGUUUAUACUAAAAAGGGAAUAUUUGUUUUUUGUUCAGUACUAGUCAUUUUAUAGGCUUUUAUUCUCUGAAAUAAGGAUGGAACUAGUCCAGGCUCUCUGGGUUGUAGUAAAUCACGCCUUAGUAUCUGUGGAAAGAGCAAGUUAAUGCACUUUGUUAACAGAUCAGUUUUAGGUUAAAGGGUAACUACUUCAGGAUUCUUACCGGCUGACUAUGAAGGGUCUGAGAAGUACUAAUUUGCCUUAUUUAUAUUACCGCUAUUAAAGAAGCCUAUGAGCAGGAUGUAUCUGGUUUUUAUAGCAUACCAGUCAAUGGUUUAUUACCUUUUAUUUGCUUAUGCUCUCAUCCUCACCUGCUAUUAUCCAUGUAAGCAUACAUCUCUGAUUUAUAUGUCUAUUGAAGGACAUUUAUUUCUUGGCAUUUCAUAGACUCUACACAUUAAAUGUUCCAGGAAGCAAACAGCUCUUUCUUUAUAGCGUGCAUUAUUUGUAAUGUAUGAAAGAUAAGAGGAUCAUUACUAUUAGCUAAUGGAAUGCCAGCCAUUCUGUGCUCAACACUUGGGACAAACACAGGAUCGCAACCAGGAAAUAGUGUGCCCGUGGAAAAUCGUCAUUCAUCCAUCCACUGCUGGAUUACUGUUCUUUCGAGAAACCACAUGGUGUCAUGCCACAGACCCACAGCUCAUGAAAGACUCUCAGAUCUGCAGAAAUAUGAAUCACAUAAACUGACAGAUGCAACGAUUGAACUUGUUUUAUGGACAACUUCUACUGAAGAACAGUAGAGCAAGUGCUUCUAGGAUGGUGACAAUAAAUCCAUGUUUACUGGAUUUCAAACCAAUGCUUAAGACUUUAAGGCAAGCAGAUAUUUCCUGUAUAUAUUCUUGUCCUUGACAAGUGUACUGGUCGUCGUUGUCUACAAUAUACCUGGGUCGGGUACCUUGGCCCAAUGUCACUGAUCAGCAUUGCUUUCAGUAACUUGCCUGCUCUCCGGGAAUCAUAGUUUCCGUUUUCUUGCUGCUCACAGGAAUUUCGGAACAUUACAGGUGUGGACUGGUGUUGCAUAAUGCAAUGUAGGACUUACCUAUAAACAGUUUAGUUUUACAAGUGUUCCUUUUACUAUUUUGUAUUUUAAAGAAAACCUGUAUAUUAAAUCAAAGUUUUAUUUUAAAA